AUGGCCGCACCAGGAGAUCAGCGCAUAGCUGUGCCAAUAGAUGACCCCAAUGCCGACACAGAAUGGAACGACAUUCUGCGGAAGCACGGCGUCAUCCCCGAGAAACCCCCAAGUCCGACUCCCAUGAUCGAAGAGGCCAUUGUCGAGGCCAGGAAAAUCGCACACGAGAACCGACUCGAGGGCAAAGAUCUCGACGAGCUAGAUGAGCUCGAGGACGACGAAGAUGACGACUUUCUCGAGCAAUACCGACAAAAGAGAAUGGCUGAGCUGGGUGCACUGCAGAAGAAGUCCGUACACGGCAGCGUCUAUCCCUUGUCGAAACCAGAUUACCAAAGAGAGGUGACGGAAGCAUCAAACAAUGGGGUGGUCUUUGUCAACUUGACAUCAUCCUCUGGAGGGACCAAUGUCGAGUCAAGAGUCCUGUCGGACUUGUGGAAGCAAGCGGCCAAGGAGUACGGGGACAUCAAGUUCUGCGAGAUGAGAGCGUCACAAGCUAUCGAGAACUACCCCGAGAAGAAUUGUCCCACAAUAUUGGUCUACAAGAACGGAGACAUUGUGAAGCAGAUCGUCACACUCACCACCGUUGGUGGAGUGCGGAUGGGUAUGUUGGAUCUGGACAAGAUCCUGGUCGAAGUGGGCGCGCUCCCCAAUAAAGACAUGAGGGUUCUGAAGCGAAGGAGAGAAGCCGAGGAUGCUGAAGAGGAGAGACUCAUGGGCGGCAAGGGAAUCAAGAGCAGCAACAGGACUGCCAACGACGAUGACGACGAUUGGGACUGA
This is a messenger RNA of Diaporthe amygdali, 777 nucleotides long. Its product is annotated as phosducin family protein. Lineage: Eukaryota; Fungi; Ascomycota; Sordariomycetes; Diaporthales; Diaporthaceae. The record is from RefSeq and is a predicted model, not a curated record. The transcript has 2 exons. Gene Ontology annotation, biological process: protein folding. The coding region runs from base 1 to 777 and encodes 258 amino acids. Gene Ontology annotation, cellular component: cytoplasm.